AUGCGGAUGCCCGGCCGGCAAGGUGGGCGCGUUCGUGACGGUCAGUCCUGGGAGCAGUGGUUUUCGCCAACGCCUACUUCGUCAAACAACGGGAUCCUCUGGCAAAUCCUCGACCCCGUGCGGAUGCUCACGGAACUGUCCUGGGCCGCCAUCGCCAACAAAGCGAACACCGCCCCCGGCCAACGCGGCUCCGGCCGAUUCCACGGAGUAACCCCCGUCUUGGGUGACGUUCCCGCCAUGCCGCCGGUGUACGCCCGCGUCCUGGACGUGGUGCGCGAGAUCCCCCACGGCCAGGUGGCAACCUACGGCCAGAUCGCCCAGAUCGUCGGCGGCUGCACGCCGCGCAUGGUCGGUUUUGCCUGGCGUCGCUGGCCCGGGACUCCGAGGACACCCGUCCCGAAGUGCCGUGGCAGCGCGUGA
This is a messenger RNA of Geodia barretti, 420 nucleotides long. NCBI's taxonomy places the organism in Eukaryota, Metazoa, Porifera, Demospongiae, Tetractinellida, Geodiidae. The record is from the annotation of a GenBank genome assembly.